Molecule: messenger RNA, 920 nt
Organism: Glycine soja
Lineage: Eukaryota; Viridiplantae; Streptophyta; Magnoliopsida; Fabales; Fabaceae
Product: non-specific lipid-transfer protein-like protein At5g64080
Exons: 3
Coding region: 89-622 (177 amino acids)
Biological process (GO): lipid transport
Molecular function (GO): lipid binding
Source: RefSeq, a predicted model, not a curated record
GUAUGACAUAUAUCUCCAACAUAAAGGACCACCUCACCCUCCCCCUCCAUUACUCCCACUGCAUCUUCUUCAAAUUCCUGUCCUGAAGAUGACAGCAAAGUGGUAUCUCAUUGUGUGUGUUGUAGCGAUCUGGGCCGUUGAUCUGGGUUCAUCAUCACACCAUGCCCGUGCCCCAGCACCAGCACCGUCAGUGGAGUGUUCAAACCUGGUAUUGACCUUAUCGGAUUGCCUCACCUUCGUUAGCAACGGCAGCACCGUCACCAAGCCACAGGGAACAUGCUGCUCUUCCUUGAAAACUGUGCUCAACACAGCCCCUAAGUGCCUCUGCGAGGCUUUCAACAGCAGCGCUCAGUUAGGUUUAGCCAUCAAUGUCACCAAGGCUGUCACGCUUCCCGCUGCUUGCAAACUCUCUACUCCUUCUGCCGCUAAUUGUGGACUGUCUGCAACGCCUGCUGCUGCUCCUGGCCCCUCUCCUACAUCUGCUACUGCAACUAUUGGGACUCCAGGAGGAGCUCCAUCAUCAACUCCCGGGAACGCAGCAUCAGCAUUAAUCCCCAUAUCAGCUGGAUCCUCUAUUGUUUGCCUUUUAGUAGCUCUAUCUCUCGUUUCACUUUCAGAGUAGGGACAUGACAUUAGAGACUAUUUUCAUGUCUUCUGACUUUUCCAUCUUCUAUGUGAGACUUAAUGAAGUAGAUAAAGUCAUUCAGUGACUCGAAUUUAUUUUGUGGUUGUAUAUUUAUAACUUAUAAUAUAUAUGUAUAUGAGUGAGUGAUUUUAGCGUUAUUAUUAAAUGCUGGAAUGAUAUUGUUGUGUGAUUUGAUUUCUUGUUGACACACAAGGGAGAACAUGUUUGUGGUUGAAAUGUAAUCUAUAACCUUUAAUAAGGGUUAUUAUCCUGAUGUAUACAUUUUCUUAGAUUA